Messenger RNA from Chrysoperla carnea, 1773 nucleotides. RefSeq names its product serine hydrolase-like protein. The record is from RefSeq and is a predicted model, not a curated record. Bases 88 to 1029 code for a protein of 313 amino acids. The transcript has 2 exons. NCBI's taxonomy places the organism in Eukaryota, Metazoa, Arthropoda, Insecta, Neuroptera, Chrysopidae.
AUCGAUAUAUAAAUUUUAUGAAUGUUUGCGACUUUAAUUAAUUGUAAUUAUUAAACACCUGUAGAAUUUAUUAUUUUGAUACGAAUUAUGGUGGAAAUUAAUGAAAUUACUAUUCCCGUACCAUGGGGAUAUAUGGCAGCAAAAACGUGGGGUUCUAGUAACAACUGUCCAAUAUUAAUGAUUCAUGGCCGACAAGAUAAUGCUGGAUCUUUUGAUUUAUUAAUUCCAAAAUUACCGGAAAGUUAUUAUUACAUAUGUAUUGAUUUACCUAGUCAUGGAAAAUCAUCACAUUUUCCUCCAAAUAUACCAAUCAAUAUAACCAAUUUUGUAGUAGCAGUGACAUACGUAAUCAAUUAUUUUAAAUGGGAAAAAAUUACAAUAAUUGCACAUAGUUUGGGUGCAAGGGUUGCUUGUCAUGUAGCAUUGACAUAUCCACGUUUAAUUGAACGGCUAGUAUUUUUAGACUCAAUAUCAAUAUAUCCAGUACAUCCUGGUGAUUUUGGUGAUUAUACACGUGAAAAUAUCGAAAAAUUUGCCAAAGUGACUGAAAAAUUACAAAAAAAUUCACCACCUGAAUAUACAGCAGAUGAAGCUUUAGAACGAAUUAUGGAAAAUAGACCAACUACAAUUUGUAAAGAAGGUGCUUUAAAUAUGUUAAAUCGUGCAUUAAUACCACUUGAAAAUGGUAGAUUUCAUCUUUCAAUGGACCAACGAUUAAAGUGCAUCUUUUAUGAUUUGUUAUCAAGUGAAAAUGUUGCUGCGGUUAUAAAGUAUUGUAGAUUUAAAUUUCCACACUUAGUAUUACUUGCAUCUGAAACAAAUAACUUAUUGUUUAAUAAAUCAUCUGAACCAAUUUUAAGGGAAUUAAAAAAGAAUCAAAAUUGUAGAAUAAUUAUUGUUAAUGGUAACCAUGAUGUCCAUAACAAUAAUGCUGAUUUAGUAGCAAGGUAUAUAAACAUAUUUUUAGAAAAAUAUCCAACGCCAGAAUAUUAUAAAAAAUCAAAAAAAUUAAUUCAAGCAAAAAUUUGAUUAUAUAAAAAAUGUUUAGUUUAAUAUAGCUGUAAAUAAAACAAGACCUCAUACGAAAAUUAUAUGUGGCGGUUAAAAGUUUUAAUAUUAAUUUUAACAGGAAUAAUAAAUCGGAAAUAUUUGAUUGGAUCCGUUUUAAAUGAGCAGAAAAUUUCCAAUUUUGGACUCAAUUUGAAAUUAAUUAGAAAUUUUACUAAGGAAGGUGGCGGUUAAAAUAAUAUUAUUAUUCGAAAAGUAAUAAAAUUUAAUAAGUAUUUUUUUAUCUGGGAUCUACAUAAAUCUCGCGUAGAAAUAGACAUAAAACAUAGAAAUCUUAGCCAAGUACACAUUUCAAGACGCAAAUUUAUGUUAGGGCCAAGUUUAAUUAGAAACAAAUGUUUGGAUUAUGUUUAUAAGAAGAUCUUUAUCUAUCACAAUUUACACUCCUAUCAAUAAUGAAUUUUGCUCUACAUUAAUAGUAGCUAUCUAUUAUCUAGCCAAACACAAUUUUUAAAUUUAGGGCCAAUAUGCUUAAAUUGCACUUAGAUAAUAGGAUCAAAUUUAUUUAUUGUAAUUUGUAAACUUUUAAAACUCUAAAAUGAUUAUUUUUAACUGAUGUCAAAAAGGCGGAAGAUGCUCAAUUCAAUAUUCUAACACGCUCAAUUAAAACAAAUUACUUCAGUAAUUUUCUAUGAUGUUGAGAAAUAAAUAGAACCGAUUUGAAAAAAUGAUCUUACCAUUAAAUUAUUAUUAUUUUUUAAUGAA